UGCUCGGCGCCAUGGCGGCGGCGCUGGAGUGUGCCCUGCGAGAGGCGGUGGCAGCGCUGGAGCCGGGUGGGGAGAGCGUGGUGGCGGCGCUGGGCGCGGUGCGGGCCGCUCUGGCUGCUGGGGACACGGCCACCCUCGGGGGGCAGGAGCGGGCGCUCUUCGGCGCCUUUCUGCGGCGCCUGGUCCGGGCGCCCCGUGAGGCGCGGCCUGAGGGCGUGUGGCAGAGCUGCUUCCUGGAGGGUCCGCCCGGCCUCGCCCUCUGCGUCCUGCUGGAAACCCUCUCCUCCCCGGGCCCAAGCAUUCACCUGAGGGAGGUGGUUGAGGUUCUGGAGCAGUUCCUGCAGAAGGGUCGGGUCGCGGCUCUGCUGUGGGAGGUCUGCCAGCAGCCAGCGCAGCCUGGCGCCCCGGAGCUGCAGGAGGCUCUGCUCAGCAGGGUUGCCUGUUUGCCCGAUCAUGUCAGCAAUCAGCUCCAGGGGAAGAGCCCACCAGUGUUCUUCCCACAGAACUACUUCCCCCUCUUGGGUGGUGCAGUUAUCGAGGUGCUGCAGAAGAUUUCUGAUUCACUGAGAGGUGGCUUGGAUUGCUCAAUCUCUUUUGUUUCUCACAUCCUGGGGAAGGUGUGUGUCCAUGGAAGGCAAAAGGAGAUCCUGAGUGUCCUGGUGCCCCACCUGACAGAGCUCACCCAGUCAGACUGCAUCUGGCAGAGGAUCUGCUGGCGGCUGGUGGAGUGUGUGCCGGAGCGCUGGAUGGAAGCCGUGCUGCUGGGCUUUGUGCAGAGAGCCCCUGGGGCAGAUGUCUUGUCUAGGUUGCUGGGGAACCUGGUUGUGAAGAACAAGAAGGCUCAGUUCGUGCUGACACAGAAGGUGCUGCUCUUGCAGUAUGGCCACAAGACUGCAGUGCUGCAGAACCUCCUUGGCUACCUGUCCCUGGAUCCCCUUCGGCGUCCCUUGCUGAUCCAAGUGCUCCAGGAGCUGCUGGAGACGUGGGGCAGCAGCAGCGCCGUGAAGCACUCUCCAGCCGAGCAGCAGCAGUACAUUAGCAAGGCCAUCCUCAUCUGCCUCUCACACCUGAAGGAGUCUGAAAUUGAGAGCUGCAGACAAGAGCUGCUCACAAGCAUGAUGGAGGGAGUGAAAUGCCACCUGGACAGCAACCUGCCCUGCGUCCGGCGUCUGGGGAUGAUUGUGGCUGAGAGCAUCAGUCUGAAGAUCAACACUGAAGGGCCUGUCCUGAAGUUUCAGUAUGAAGAAGAUGAUGAAACAAGAGAAUUGAAGUCCCUUCUGGUGCAGACUACACCCUGCUGUGCUGUCCCCGGCCUUCCAGAUGAAGAAGAGGAUGAGAAAGCUGCUGGACAGCCAUCGGUGUCAGACGGUGACAAGAAAUCCCAAACAGCAGCCCCUGUGGCCCCAGCUGAAGAGUCAGAUGCUGAGCUUGACAGUGAUGAUGACCUCAUCCCCUACGACAUGUCAGAGGACAAGGAACUAACGGCCAAGGCUCCUCUCUACCUCCGAGACUGUAUUGAAGUGCUGACAGGCUGUGAGGAUGUGGACAAAUGGGAAGCUACAGUCAAGGCUCUUGAGGGCUUGAUCCGGAGGAAUCCAGCGGCAGCGAGAGAGGUCAGUGUGGAACUGGCAAAAAUCUUACUGCACCUGGAGGAGAAGACCUGCAUGGAAGGCUUUGCAGCGCUCCGGCAGAGAGCUCAAGUAGCUGUUUUAACCACAGAUCCAAUACCUGUAGCACAGUACCUGACCUCCCAGUUCUACUCUCUGAACUACAGCCUCCGGCAGCGUGUGGACAUCCUCGAUGUAUUGGUUUUGGCAGCUCAGGAACUGUCCUGUCCCAAAUCCCAUGGAAACACCAAGCAUUCUGUUGCCCCAAAACCUGGAAUCCAGCUUCUUCCUGGAAGUGACAGCUCUAAGGACUGGAGGAGAAUUGUUGAUGAGAGGAUCAAAAGCAAGACUCGGAGGAUCGCUACGGGUCAGGCCCAAGUGGAACCGGCUGCCGGCCCAAAUGAGUUCAACUCUGUUGCUGGGCACUUCUUCUUCCCAUUGAUUCAGCACUUUGACAGGCCUUUGACCACAUUUGAUCUCCUGGGGGAAGACCACUUUGUCCUUGGAAGACUGGUCCACACUUUAGCAAUCCUGAUGUACUUGGCUGUCAACACUGUGGCAGUCACUGCAAUGGGAAAGGCCCUGCUGGAGUUCGUUUGGACCCUGCGCUUCCACACCGACUGCUAUGUGCGCCAGGGGCUGCUGUCCUGCGUCUCCUCCCUGCUCCUCAGUGUCCCUGCAGAGCGCCUGCUAGAGGACAUGACAGAAGAGCUCCUGGAGGCCCAGUCCUGGCUGGGAGAUGUGGUCGAGAAAGAUCCAGAUGGUGACUGCAGGAGGCUGGCCUUGCAGAACUUACUGCUCCUGGAGAACCUGAAAAAGAAACUCCAAAGUGUCCCUUCCUAGCUGAGGGGUGAAAAGAAUGCCAUUUGCCUCAUCCUGUGGCCAGCUGGCUCUGUGUAGGCACUGCUGCAGCCUCUUCAGCAGUCACCUGGCUGGAGGAGAGGAAGAAGGGGGAAGGGUGCAGAGCUGUAAGCCAGAGAACCUGACUUGACAUCUGGACUUUGUAGUGGAGGCCAAUUGAGCGCCGGCUGCCAUCCGGUACAGAGUGUACAGAUGCAGGAAGGUAGGCGAGCGCUGCCAUCCUCCCCACGCCUCCCCAGCCCCCACCCCACCUAUUUAUAACCUUGGCAGGGCUGAGAGCUCUGCUAAAAAUACAGGGAAGAGCUCAGAGCAGGCUUCUUGUCAGAAAAACAGGAGGGCUGGGGAGGGUCGCUUGGGGAGGGUCUGGGACGUGCUCCCAAGCCUUCCCCCGGGCAGGCUGGGGGAGCAGCUCCCAGUCGGUGUUCAGGGGCUGGCACCGCUGAUGGGACAUGAGAACUGGAGAGCCACACGCAGUGCUGACCAGCUGCCAGGCCUUAAGGCUUGAGCUGGAGCUGUGCUGUGUUUAGGAAGGCACAAAGCAGGAAUGCUUUUGGUAUCACUUCAGUACAGGAGUAAGUUUCUAUUAAAGAAUAACUAACAUCCAGAUUUGGGCCUUAAAAGUCUC
Messenger RNA from Dryobates pubescens (Downy woodpecker), 3093 nucleotides. It is a transcript of the gene TELO2, whose product is annotated as telomere maintenance 2. Gene Ontology annotation, cellular component: cytosol. The record is from RefSeq and is a predicted model, not a curated record. Lineage: Eukaryota; Metazoa; Chordata; Aves; Piciformes; Picidae. The coding region runs from base 12 to 2450 and encodes 812 amino acids. The transcript has 20 exons. Gene Ontology annotation, biological process: telomere maintenance via telomerase; protein stabilization. Gene Ontology annotation, molecular function: telomeric repeat DNA binding; Hsp90 protein binding.